Nicotiana tabacum (common tobacco) is the source of this 597-nucleotide messenger RNA. RefSeq lists its product as uncharacterized. NCBI's taxonomy places the organism in Eukaryota, Viridiplantae, Streptophyta, Magnoliopsida, Solanales, Solanaceae. Gene Ontology annotation, molecular function: DNA helicase activity. The record is from RefSeq and is a predicted model, not a curated record. Gene Ontology annotation, biological process: telomere maintenance; DNA repair.
AUGAUAGCUUUGGCAACUACAACCAGUGGUGUAGCAGCAACAAUAUUAUCAGGAGGUCGUACAAGUCACUCUAGAUUUGACAUACCUCUUCAAACAAAUGAUACAACUAAGACAAAAAUGUCAAAACAGAGUGGUGUUGCUAAGUUAAUAAGACAAGCAAAAUUAAUAAUAUGGGAUGAAGCACCCAUGGAAAAGUGUCAAAUAAUUGAAACAGUUGACAGGAGCUUUCGCGAUAUAAUGGAUGUCAAUGUACCUUUUGGUGGAAAAGUAAUGGUCUUUGGAGGCGAUUUCCGACAAGUAUUGCCAGUUGUUCCAAAAUCUACAAGAGCAGAGACGGUUAACGCAAGUUUAGUGAAAUCAUAUUUGUGGCCUUUAAUGAAAAAGAUAUAUUUCACAACUAAUAUGAGAGCAAGAGCAGAUCCAAAUUUCAGUAAUUUCUUACUUCGUGUUGGUAGCUGGGAUGAGCAAACAGUAAAGAAAAAUUUAAUAUGUCUUCCAGAACAAAUAGUUAUUAAACACAAUAGUGAUGAUAAAGCAGAGGAAUGCUUGAUAAGAGAAAUAUUUCCAUCACUACAUCAAAAUGCUAGUUCUGCAUAG